CGACUCGACUCGCCCCAAAAACUAACAAUCACAACUCUCUUCAAGUCCAUUUAAUUAAGAUUCGAUCUUCUUCAUUGUCAAAUCUCCUUCGUCUUCUCCUUCUUCCUCCAAUUUCUCUCCAACAAAACCAUGAAUCUCUUCGGCAAGAAACCAACGUCGAAAGAGGUUCUUCGUGCCAGUAAGCGAGAAAUGACGACCGCGACCAGAGGUAUUGAAAGGGAAAUUGCUGCAUUGCAGUUGGAGGAGAAACGAAUGGUGGCUGAAAUAAAGAGAACUGCCAAAACUGGAAAUCAGGCAGCAACUACGAUUUUAGCUCGUCAACUUGUCAGACUAAGGCAACAAAUUGCUAACUUACAAGGUAGUCGUGCUCAAAUGCGAGGCAUAGCUACGCAUACCCAGGCUAUGCAUGCAAACACUGCUGUGGCUUCUGGGAUUGAAGGUGCUAGUAAGGCAAUGGGAGCCAUGAAUAAGCAAAUGGCUCCGGCAAAGCAACUGAAGGUUAUGCAAGAAUUUCAAAAGCAGUCAGCACAAAUGGAUAUGACGACCGAGAUGAUGUCAGACUCAAUUGACGACGCUUUAGACAAUGAUGAGGCUGAAGAUGAAUCUGAGGAGCUCGUUGAUCAGGUUCUGGAUGAAAUUGGUGUUGACAUUGCCUCACAGCUAUCUUCAGCCCCCAAAGGUAAAAUUGCCGGGAAGAGUCAAGAGAGCGCUGAAAGUUUGGAUGUCGAUGAGCUUGAGAAGAGGUUGGCUGCACUUAGAAACACUUGAGUUGAUGACAUUUAUUCUUUUUGUCGCAAAAAUUUAUUUAAGAUUUGUUCUUCUAGUAUUAAAUUUGGUUGCAUAAUAAUAAGGUACAUAAAACAUGAUGUUCGAGUUAUUGAUGUAAAUAGAAUACUGUAAAGCCAAAGGGCAGUUGUGAUCGAACCAUCAGUAUAUGUGUCUAUAGCGAUGAUAGAAAGUUUCAACUUGAAUAUUAUGUUUAUCGUCGAAAACAUUGAAAAAAGAUUUUUUCCC
Messenger RNA from Asparagus officinalis (garden asparagus), 1014 nucleotides. RefSeq names its product vacuolar protein sorting-associated protein 2 homolog 3. Gene Ontology annotation, cellular component: ESCRT III complex; multivesicular body. Lineage: Eukaryota; Viridiplantae; Streptophyta; Magnoliopsida; Asparagales; Asparagaceae. The record is from RefSeq and is a predicted model, not a curated record. The coding region runs from base 130 to 768 and encodes 212 amino acids. The transcript is spliced from 11 exons. Gene Ontology annotation, biological process: endosome transport via multivesicular body sorting pathway; late endosome to vacuole transport; protein transport.